UUGUAAGUAUUCAUAAUUUACAAUUUGAAUUGCAAUGGAUGAAGAAGCUGAAGAAGCCCUGGACGAAAGGAAGCCAGAACCCCAACCUAUAUUUCUUUGUAAAUGUUUAUUGAGUGAUGAUACUAUCCCACCAGUAAUACCUCCUCGUAAAUUAAGAAUUCUUAAUGCAGUCGAUGACGCAGAAAAUUACUUACGGGACCGGCGAAUUCCAGAACUGAUGCGUUUUCUUUUAACAAAAGUACUAUCAGAUGGCUCAAAUGAGCCUACAACUUACCUUAAGGAAUUAUUAGAUCACUGCAUGUUAUUUCGAGCAGGACAUGGGACAGCACCAGUUUUGUAUGAAGAUAGGCAUUUGGAAGCUGUGAUUAAAAGUUUUGAUCCAGGGCGUCGCGGGUGGUUAACCUCUGGACAGGUCCGGCGUCUUUAUGCUACUUUGGGAUUAACUCUAGAAGAAUACCCACAUGAAAAAGUCUCAACUGCUGUUAUUUUUAAAGACAUCAAAAGAACUCAAGAAGUUGAACUAUUGCGCUUGCUUUCUGCUGGAAUUCCAGUGGAGGAAUCAUAUAGUUUGUAUGAUAUAUCUGAUUCAAAACAAGUCAAUGUUAUUAAACCACCUCCGAAAAAGUAAUUCGCGA
This is a messenger RNA of Leguminivora glycinivorella, 635 nucleotides long. RefSeq lists its product as uncharacterized. The record is from RefSeq and is a predicted model, not a curated record. The transcript is spliced from 2 exons. Lineage: Eukaryota; Metazoa; Arthropoda; Insecta; Lepidoptera; Tortricidae. The coding region runs from base 35 to 628 and encodes 197 amino acids.